Mytilus californianus (California mussel) is the source of this 1690-nucleotide messenger RNA. RefSeq lists its product as uncharacterized. The coding region runs from base 440 to 1408 and encodes 322 amino acids. The record is from RefSeq and is a predicted model, not a curated record. Lineage: Eukaryota; Metazoa; Mollusca; Bivalvia; Mytilida; Mytilidae. The transcript has 7 exons.
CGAAAAUUAACGUGGGCGUUUGUCAAGAAUAAAUAAAUUUUAGGGUAGAUGUUUAAAUACAUUUAAUUUUGAACAAUCAGCAGUACAUUGUCAGAGAAGACAUAUAUUGUCAGAAGAAAAGACUACCUGGAGUGAAAACGCCACUAGACGUAAUGUAAACAGUAAAGUAUUAAACAUGUCAUAUGGCUCCUAACGUUGCAGAGUAUUUACGCAUCCCUGGCUUUAAAUGUUUAGAUUUCAGCUAUCCUGACGAAGAAAGUCCAGUUGCAAAAUAUUGUGAUCUGUUUGCAGGAAUCAUCUUGUUCAAAAGAGGAAUGUAGUAUAACAUGGAAAAUUAAGAGACAGGAAUAUUGAAUCUAUGUGCUGGAUUUAAAAAAAAUACAACAUCAAAGGUCUAUUUGAUAUAUUGAUAAUUAGCCGAUAAUAUAUAACCGUAAAUAUGAACAAAAUCGCAUUUUCGGAAACUCGUCCCAGUGAAACAGAACAUCCGGAUAUUGGAAAAACUUUCAAACGGAAACAUUCUGAUUCCUUAGAUGAUAAUGAAAAUCCCAAAAAGCAAAAAGUAGAUCUUGAAAAUGAGAAGGCCAAGGAAAACAUCGAAGUUAAAAGGGAGGAGUCAUUGGAGUCAAAUAAUGAGGUCUCCACCGAAAAUAAAGGAGAGAACGUCAUACCAACAAAUUCGGAAUCAAAUGAAAGUAAUAUCGUUCAUUUACAAGAUGAUGACGCCUUUUGUUUCGUUAAAGAGAAUAAACUUAAACCAAAUUCAAUUAUUACUGAAAUUGAGAACGGCGAACAGUCAAAAGAUUUGGACGACCACUUAAUUUCUAAAAAUGACGAUAAACAUUUUGACCAGAAUGAAAUAAUUUGUGAAACGGUACAAGAGAGCGAUACUAUUAGUCAAACUAGUGAUGCCAGUCCAACUACAGAGAUCGAUACUAUAGACAGCAGUACGUCUGAAGUUCCGGAUCCCGAACCAAUAAAGAGAGAGGAAGCGAAAAAAUUUCCAAAGUUGUAUAGACUGCUACGAAAUGGUGAAAACAAGGACAAUGGACUACGAGCCAAAAAUCCUGGGUCAAAUACAAGCGUGGCAGAUCAUGUUGCAAAUGGAAGCAACGGAAGCUGUUCUAAGUACAUCUCAACAUGUUCCACUCGUUCCGCAGUAGAUAACUGGCUUAGAUUAAAAACAAAAAGUAGAAGAUACAGAAACGGAAUCAAAACGAUCGUAGAAAUUGAUGUCAAUAAUCUACCUUCAAAUGUCUCUAUUAUUGAUCUCACGAGCGAAGAACUCAGAAAACCGUAUGAAGUGUGGGAUAAAGAAAUAAACAGACAAUUUCAUAGAUUUGCAGCCUCCCAUGGGGAGGUCUUGCUUGUAGGAUCUGUGCCUGCACACUGUCUUGCAUAUGCAUGAUAUAUCACCAGAAAUAGAUCUCUUAACAGCGACAUUCAUGUUAUUUGUAAAAGGACACUAGCACGGGAUUUGGCGAGUUCUGAUCAAAAUCAUAAAGUGAUAAAUAUAAAAAAAUAUUUGUUUCUUCAUCUUUUUCAUUCUUUUCGACAUGCAUUUGAAACUGAAACUUGUGUGUGUUAAAUCUUCAUUAUAAUCUCAUGUUGUGUGUAUUUCAUCUUAAAAAUAAUGCUGUAAAAGCAAAUUUACACAUUUUUGUAGAAUAAAAUACUUCGUGAAUUUUAA